AAAAUUGGGAGGAGAGAGAGGUGGUUGCUUGGUUGAAGGGACACCAUACCACUGAUUCAGUCUAGAAGCCUCUCUUCUUCUUCUUCUUCUUCUUGUAGUAGUGGCUCAGAAGCCGCAAUCAUCUCCUUCACCGCCAUUGCUAUGGCCACCACCACUCUCCGAUGGAAUCCCCGACCCCUGACACUCACGCCAAGAGGAGCCCGCCUCCGCCACUUCAACCAUUACCCAAACUCACCCUCUCACCUGGUCGUCGUCCAGGCCUUCCGUCGCAACGAUUUCGAUGGCUUCGCCAAGCGCAUGGCCUCCGGCGAGGCCUGGAGAGACGCCUGGCGCAACGCCAAUGAUGGCUUCGAGCGAUUACUCUUCGAGACCAAGAAGACCGCAGAACGCCUCGACCGUCGCUACUCUGUCUCCCGCCGCCUCAGCUCCGUCGCCCAAUCCGCAUAUUCCCGCGCCCGCGAAAUCGAUAGGGAACUCGAGAUUGGAUCGCGUUGGCGAGCUUUUUCCAUGGAUUUUAGCAGAAAUUGGCCUAGGUACAGGAAGCAGCUGUCUGAUUUCUUGGAUACUCCAUUAGGAAGGGGUUGUGCUACAAUUUUCUUCAUUUGGUUUGCAUUAUCUGGAUGGCUCUUCCGGUUUUUGAUAUUUGCAACAUGGGUAUUGCCAUUUGCUGGUCCUCUUCUCAUUGGAACGUUUGCCAAUAGCCUUGUUAUAAAGGGGUCUUGCCCAGCUUGUAAGAGACAAUUUGCUGGUUACAAGAAUCAAGUGAUACGUUGUACGAGCUGCGGAAACACCGUGUGGCAGCCCAAAGCCACCGGCGGUGGAGGUGGUGGUGGUGGGGAUUUCUUUUCAGGAAAUAGUAGAGGCAACCCUUCUUCAAAAUCGGGCCCUGAGAUCAUCGAUGUAGAGUUUGAAGAGAAAUGAACAAUAAUGACAGCUUACUUACUUGGUAGUGGAAGAAGUAAAAGUAGUAGCUAUUCAUUUUCCCUAUAAUUUUGCUCACAUUUUUAGUUGUUUGUUGGUGUAAAUUAUGGGUCAUAUUUUUAUAAUAAGGUUCUUGAAAAGGUUAAAUGGAA
This is a messenger RNA of Humulus lupulus (European hop), 1073 nucleotides long. RefSeq lists its product as uncharacterized. The coding region runs from base 142 to 921 and encodes 259 amino acids. NCBI's taxonomy places the organism in Eukaryota, Viridiplantae, Streptophyta, Magnoliopsida, Rosales, Cannabaceae. The record is from RefSeq and is a predicted model, not a curated record. Gene Ontology annotation, cellular component: chloroplast. The transcript has 4 exons.